Molecule: messenger RNA, 1976 nt
Organism: Tyto alba (common barn owl)
Lineage: Eukaryota; Metazoa; Chordata; Aves; Strigiformes; Tytonidae
Gene: AURKAIP1
Product: aurora kinase A interacting protein 1
Exons: 3
Coding region: 575-1183 (202 amino acids)
Biological process (GO): mRNA processing
Cellular component (GO): mitochondrion
Source: RefSeq, a predicted model, not a curated record
GAUGGCGGCAGCGAGCUCUAGGGCCGGGCCGGAUCGGAUCGGGUCUCCGUCCCCGUCAACGCCGUGUGGGCCGUGCUUCGGGCAGCGAGGCGGUGACCGGGCUGCGGAGAAGGAGAGGGGAGGAGAGAAAGGGGAGAAACUGCCCGCCGGCCCGCCUUGGCAACGGCGCGGCGUUAGGCCUGCGCGGCUGUUCCUCACGGCCUGAGGGCAGCGGGCGCCUUUUCUUGCGCUCCGGUUCUGUGGUGGCGGUAACGGCUUCGCGCGGGGCUGGGCAGAAGUGUGCUGGGGGGUCGGGCUGAAGUCGCCUUAUUUUUAAACCUGCGAUAGCCGGAGCUUUAUUAAUCACCUCUGCAACUCCGCUACCCCAGGGCUUGUGGGCCAGGCCCCUAGAGCACAGUCAGCCUGUUGGUAAAAUGAAGAGGGUGCUUAGAGCGUCUCAGCCCAUCUUUUGGGGGUUUUGGGUUAAAUUUAGAAGUAGGUUUGUUUUUUUUUAGUGUAAACGUUUGCCUCAUUGAAUAAAUGUUUUUAUUUUAGCAGUCGUUACUGGCUCUGACAGUGAACAAAGCGAAACAAUAUGUUAAUAUCACAGCUGGCUUCCCAGUUAUUGAAGGCUUCACGAAUUGCAGGCCACCUUUUGCCAAGGUCAGUGUCAUCCUUUCUUUGCUGUCGUUCUACAUCUGCACACUACAGCACACAGCCAUCUAACAAGAGUGGAGCCCAGCCUCAGCAGUGGUAUGCUCUGGACCCUGAACUGGAAGAGAUGCUCAUCCCCAGAAAACUUUCCAUCAGCCCCUUAGAAAGCUGGCUGACGGUUAGAUACUCCCUUCCUAAAGCAGAAGUCCUUAAUGCUCAGGAAGAAGUGGGCUGUGAACCUCUCCAGCAAUAUGACUGUCCCCCGUCUGAGGGGGGAGCUGGUGUGGAGGAAGGAGAAGGAACAUUUAGCAACACACUUCAGUGUAAGAACGUUCUGAAGAUUCGCAGAAGGAAAAUGAAUCGGCACAAGUACAAAAAGCUGCUAAAGCGAAGAAAGUUUGUACGGAAGAGGAUAAAAGAAGGUCGCAAGAAGAAACGUCAGAUGAAAUUUGAGAAAGAUUUGGAGCGCAUCUGGAAAAGAGCUGGUUUGAAAAAUCCUCCUGCGGGAUGGCAAACACCCAAGAUAUUUCUGAAAAGUUCAAAGCGAUAAAAACACUUGUAAUGAGUUUUAGCCUGUAAUUGUAAUAAAAAAAAUAUUUAAGUAUGCCAAUUACUUUUAACCUUUUUCUGAGUGGGAUGAAAUUAGUAGGAGAAAACUUUCAGUCUUGGUGAGCUUUUUUCCAAGGACAAACCUGACAGCAAUGUGCUUUUCCUCCUUGAAAGAAUGGUGUGAGCCCUUGGAUAGUGAUUUGGCACUGCCGUGCACAGCCCUGUGCUGCUGCUCCCAACCAGCAAAGGUGUCCUGGACUGCAGCUGCAUUUCUGAAGUUACUAUUUAAGGUUAGACUGAACUAACUGUAUGAGAAGAACAAUUGGUUGUGGGAGAUGGGAUAACUGAAAGAAUUCUUCUGAUUGCAAGUCUAACUAUAGAAGACACAAGCAUUUUGAAAAGUUCAAAAUCGCAUUCUUUCCUUGUCUUACUAUAGAAGGGCUGGUGUUUACUAAGAGUUAUGGUGAAAUAUGAAUUGGAUUGGAAUUCCAUAGAAUACAUCUGCAAAAGCUUUAAUUCUCACUUACCUGAAGCCAUACUGUUAUCUGCAAUAGGCAUUGCAUGAGUAUCCUUAAAAGGCAUACUUAUUUUUUCUGUUCUGUUUUGUGCUAAUAAAAAAUGUGGGUUUUUUUUAUUCUACAAUUGACCCCUGUUCAUACAGAACAUCUAGGUAUUGGUAACAGUAGAAGUUCAGAGCUAAAUAUUCAUUAACUACAAAAACUGUUUUGUGCUUGAGACAACCUUGAUGUAAUUGGUUUUACAUGAUUGAAGAGUUGUGAAAGCUGUGAAAAAUA